GGACUCGACAUCAUGGCAACAAUGAAAUAAAAUUCAAGAGAAAGCCAACCGAAACGGAGCUAGGGCUCCCGGUGGUGGAGAUGGAAACGGAGCUUGAUGGUGAUGAUUUGCCAGAUUUGAUGUUGUUUUUAAUCGGUACAACGACAACAACACAAGCGACAGCAACAGAAACGACAAUGGCAACAACUGCAACUAGCAAGUCUUCCGGGUCAUUUGACAUGCGCCAAAUUCUUCAUAAAAUGACCAAUUCUAUGAGCACAACAACAGAGGAGACAACAGCAUGGAAAACAUUGACCUCACAUCCAAAUUCGUUGGUCCAGUUGCUGCCCUCGCGUGCCAUGCGUGUGGUCCAGGAGGUGGUGCGAUCUCUGCGGAAGGAACGUGAGAUUGUGGCCAGCACAACAAUGGGCAAGGUGCGUGGCCGUUAUCAAAAGUAUCGGUCAGGUGAAAGAGGUGGCUAUUACAGUUUUAAGGGCAUGCGAUAUGGAGCUGCCCCGAUCGGGGCUAGAAGAUUCCGUGCUGCUGAACCCGAGAAGCCUUGGACAGGCAUUCGAGAUGCAUCGCGGGAAGGUCAAAGUUGUCCCCACAAGAACAUGAUCUUGGACACAUUCAAAGGAGGCGAAGACUGUCUAUUUGUGAAUGUUUUUACAACACGCAUGCCCUCAGAUGAUAGCAAUAAAGUCAAGCUUCCAGUGAUGGUUUGGCUGCAUGGAGGAGGUUUUUCGUUCGGCUCUGGCAAUUCAUUUCUCUACGGUCCCGAUUAUCUGGUGGCUGAGGAUAUUGUUUUGGUAACACUGAACUACAGAUUGGGUCCAUUGGGCUUCCUAACGGCUGGACCUGAUGCUCCUGGCAAUCAGGGUCUAAAGGAUCAAGUGCUGGCCCUCAAAUGGGUACGGGAUAAUAUAGCUGCAUUUGGCGGUGACCCCGAGCAAGUGACAAUUUUCGGUGAAUCCGCUGGCGCCUCGUCUGUGCAGAUGCUCUUACUUUCCCCGCUGGCCAAGGGCCUCUUUCAUCGUGCCAUCUCGCAGAGCGGUUCAGCUCUGAAUCCCUGGUCAAUGGCACAAAGCUCUAGUCAAAGAGCGGCACGUCUAGCAGCCAAUUUGGGCUAUGUGGGUGCCAAUAACACCGAGGAGAUCUUAGACUUCCUGCGACGAGUUCCAGCUAUGAAACUGGUGGAGGCAGCACCCACGACUCUAACUGCAGAGGAUCAGCGUAAUAAUAUUGGCCUGCCCUUUGUUCCCGUUGUGGAGGGCUAUUGGAAUGAGGAAUCACAAUUGGAAGGAGAAUUCUAUGAGCAGCCCUUCCUUACCGAACAUCCAAGUGAAAUGUAUCGCAAACGCAACUUUAACAGCGAAGUGGCAUAUAUGACGGGCUACAACACUCACGAGGCCAUGUUGUUUAUAAGGAGACUUCGCAAGAAUCCCCAGCUAUUGCAGAUAAUUGAGAAUGACUUUGGACGUCUGGUGCCACAUGAUCUGAAUGUUUCCGAUUCCCAUGAUCGGGUUACCCGAGAGAUCCGCAACUUUUAUCUGGGCAACAAGCAUGUGGGCAUUGAGUCCGUUGAUGAAAUGAUAGCGUUACUCACCGAUCUCAUGUUCCUGCAAGGAAUUCGACGCACUGCUCGAAACCAUGCCAAGUAUGGCAGUGCUCCCAUCUAUUUGUAUCGUUUCUCCUUCGAUGGUGCCUUGGGCCUGUACAAACGCAUGCUGGGCAUACCACGACCGGGUGUUUGCCAUGGCGAUGAGCUGGGAUAUCUCUUUAAGUUCGGAUUUUUCAAUUUAAGUCUGGAUCCAAAGUCCAUGGAGGUACAGGUCAAGAAUCGCAUGGUCCGCAUGUGGACCAAUUUUGCCAAAUAUGGUUCGCCAACGCCUGAUCAUUUAGAUGAUCCGAAUAUAACAACUAAAUGGGCACCUAUCGAUCCGAGCAACGUAAUGAAUAGUCUCAACUAUUUGGAUAUAUCCGCCACUUUGGCCAUGAAGACAAAUCCCGAACCGGAGCGGCAAAGGUUUUGGGAUCAAAUGUAUCAGCACUAUAAUGGUGCGGCUAUGUAGUCAUACCACAUACAUAAAUACACCUACACACACACACACACACCUACACAUACAUUCACAUAUAUUUCGUAUUGCCAUUUUGCGAAAGAUGAAUAUUUAAAUUGCAAAUUUCAUUGUAUAAUUUUUCGUAGUUUUUAGUGUUUUAUCUAUGUAUAUGUAUAGCUAUAUAUUUUUAGCAAUUAUCUUGUAAGUCCUGCAGCAUUUAUAUAUAUGUCACCCACACACUCAAACACAUACACAAACACUAAACACUUGUACUUGUACAAUCCCUACAUACAUAUUUUUCAUUCUCAAAAAUAUGUAUGUCAAUUUCCUUACAUAUCAUCUAAUAUCUAUUAUUCUAUAUUAUGCAAUAAUCAAGUGUAAAUAGUCAAAGCAAUAUUUCAAUAUUUCCCAGAUGACUUUAAAA
Molecule: messenger RNA, 2460 nt
Organism: Drosophila willistoni
Lineage: Eukaryota; Metazoa; Arthropoda; Insecta; Diptera; Drosophilidae
Product: esterase B1
Exons: 8
Coding region: 81-2051 (656 amino acids)
Molecular function (GO): hydrolase activity
Source: RefSeq, a predicted model, not a curated record